GAAAUGCUAACAACGAGAUCAGCGCUAGCGCUCGGUCUCUUCCCCUUCUGCUCGUUCAAUUUCUCACAUCCUUGCGGCCCUGCAUAGAAUGUUGCAGGGUCUGUGAUAGGACAAAUGAUAUUGGACCUGUCUCGGCGGAAAGAAACAUGUUCAUCCGGUACUUUGGAUGGGACAGAUUUGGUUCGUCCGUCGCGAUACUUACAUGUAAAUAAUAGAACAGACAUUCAUAAAUUUCAAGUUCAAGUUCUUCCUGAGCUUUCAAACGGACGUCUGCCCUCCCAGGGCCGGUAUCUUUGCUGGACCCCGGCUGGCAUGAGUGAGAAGUAUGCCGGAUCCAAUUCCAUCAUGCUUGACUUCCCCGAGCAUGCAACGCGUUGCUGGAGUCUGCAAGCCUUCAAGCUUCAGAGGAGGGUUACAGCUCUUAACCGCCACUCCCUCCUUCUCCCUCCAGUAGUCCAGUGCUUGCUGAUCCUGUCUAGUGAUUGCAAAGGACAAAGACACCAUGUCCGAGCUCGAUAGCAAUCUUUAUUCCGACACUGGAAGGCCAGGUGUCACCGAUGUAGACCUUGAACAUGCUUCGCCGAAUGAGAAAGAUGUUUCCGAGGAUACUGUUGUUUCAUUGUCCUUGAAACAAACUCCGCAAGAUCCUCCAGAGGGGGGAGUGCGGGCAUGGUUGACAGUGAUUGGUUGCUCAUUUGUUAUGUUCAUUUCUUUUGGCAUGAUACAGAGCUUUGGCGUAUUUCAAGAUUACUAUACUCGUGUCGUUCUGAGUGGUUUCUCGCCGUCUGAUAUCAGUUGGAUAGGAUCUGUGCAGACAUUCUUACUUUAUGCAUUGGGGCUCUAUACGGGCAAAUGGUUCGACAAUGGUUACUUCUACUUUAUGAUCAUCCCCGGCUCGAUCAUUUACAUCAUUUCGAUCUUCAUGCUGUCGCUAUGCAAGCCGCAGCACUAUUAUCAAUUUUUUCUGUCUCAAGGACUCGGUAUGGGAAUUGGGAUGGGGCUCGUCACAGUGCCGUGUAUCUCAAUCAUCUCGCACUAUUUUCAAACUCGGCGAGCUCGCGCGAAUGGGAUAGUCUUUGCAGGCUCUACUCUCGGUGGCCUCCUCUGGCCGAUCAUGCUGAAUCGACUUAUUCUACAUGACGUAGGAUUUGCUUGGGGAGUGAGGAUUACUGCAUUUCUUUGUUUUGCACUACUUUUCUCGGCCAACCUACUGAUGCGGACGCGCCCUCCCGCUAUAAGACCAGCUCGUACUCCAAUGGUGAAAGGGCUCAAGGUUGCAUUCUCAGACUUGCCAUUCAAUCUUUGUCUUGUUGCCGUGUUCAUUACAGGUUUGGGUCUGUUUUUCCCAUUCAACUAUCUUGAGCUAUUUGCAUCUUUACAUGGUAUCCCUCCAAAUUUAACACAAUAUACACUUGCCUUAUUCUUUGGAUCUGGUACUAUUUUUGGGAGAAUUGUGCCGGGGAUUCUGGCAGACCAUUAUGGCAUACUGAAUGUGAUGCUCGCAUAUACAAUAGUGGGAGGAGGAUUGAUAUUCCUCAUGUCCAGAGCUGACACUGUGGGUGGAUUCCUUGCAUUCACAUUGCUCUAUGGACCAUGUGGUGGAGUACUACCAUCGCUUUUCCCUGCUUCCGUCGGGUGUUAUACAAGCAACAGAUCAGAAUACGGAUUACGACUGGGCAUUGGUUGUGUGCUCUAUGGGAUCGGUUCUCUUAUUGGGGGACCUAUAAACGGUGCUCUCCUUCGUGCGCCUUCGUAUGAUUGGGAGUCUGCUAUUAUCUUCAGCGCAGUAACCGUUUUGGGAGGUUCCAUUGCGCUGAUUGCUUCGAGAGAGAUUUUGGUGAAGAAGAAAGGAACGCAAUUGAUAUGAUGCAGACAUCAUUGGAUAAGAUCGAACUCCGACUUCUCCCAUCGGAAUGUAUUAUUCUGCCUGUGUAGCCUCUCUGUGUUUCUUCUGAUAUCUAUUGAUAAGAAAAAUAAGCCACAGCAUCCGUCUUAUCU
Somion occarium is the source of this 1998-nucleotide messenger RNA. The record is from the annotation of a GenBank genome assembly. Lineage: Eukaryota; Fungi; Basidiomycota; Agaricomycetes; Polyporales; Cerrenaceae.